GCUCGGCUAUCUUCGUUGAGGAUCGUGCGCUCGGCUCGCCCAAGCUUCGGCAAUUUCCGUACUAUCGGAAAGCGCCAUUUUGUUACUGAGUCGAGUCGGUGGCGGUGCUGUUCAAGAGCGUUAUUAGAGCGUUGUCCGAACUGGCAAUGGACGGCAUUGUUACUGAUGUGGCAGUUGGCGUUAAGAGAGGAUCAGACGAGCUGCUUUCCGGAAGUGUGCUUAAUGGCCCUAGCUCUAAUAUGAGCAAUGUAGUUGUAACUGCCAAUGGUAAUGAUACCAAAAAGUUCAAAGGAGAUGAUAAAAUGGAAAGUACCCCUUCUAGAGUGCUUCACAUUCGAAAACUUCCUGGGGAAGUAACAGAAACCGAAGUCAUUGCUUUGGGGUUACCAUUUGGAAAAGUAACCAACAUCCUAAUGCUGAAAGGGAAAAAUCAGGCUUUUUUGGAGUUAGCUACCGAAGAAGCAGCUGCCACCAUGGUAAACUAUUAUACUACUAUGACACCUCAUCUACGCAACCAGCCUAUAUACAUUCAGUACUCAAACCAUAAAGAACUAAAAACAGACAGUGCAUUAAAUCAGCGUGCUCAAGCUGUACUUCAGGCUGUAACAGCAGUCCAGACAUCAAAUUCAUCUGUGGGUACAACUCCGGGAAGUGAGAGUGUGUUAUCAGCACAAAGCCCGGUAUUGAGAAUAAUUAUUGACAACAUGUAUUAUCCCGUCACACUCGAUGUCCUCCACCAGAUAUUUUCUAAGUUCGGUACUGUGUUGAAGAUAAUCACGUUCACAAAAAACAAUCAGUUUCAAGCUCUGCUACAGUAUGGAGACCCUGUUAAUGCACAGCAAGCGAAACUCGCUCUUGAUGGUCAAAAUAUUUAUAACGCUUGCUGUACCCUACGGAUUGAUUUUUCUAAAUUGGUAAAUUUAAAUGUCAAGUACAACAAUGAUAAAAGCAGGGACUAUACUCGUCCAGACCUCCCAUCUGGAGAUGGGCAGCCUGCGUUAGACCCUGCUAUUGCUGCAGCAUUUGCAAAGGAGACCUCUCUUUUAGCUGUUCCAGGUGCAUUAAGUCCUUUGGGAAUUCCAAAUGCAGCAGCAGCCGCUGCUGCAGCAGCCGCUGGUCGAGUGGGAAUGCAUGGAGUUCCUACCAGUAGCAACACUGUGCUCCUUGUAAGCAAUUUGAAUGAAGAGAUGGUUUCGCCCCAAAGUCUGUUUACCCUCUUCGGUGUUUAUGGAGAUGUGCAGCGCGUGAAGAUUCUGUACAAUAAGAAAGACAGUGCGCUUAUUCAGAUGGCUGACGGGAACCAGUCGCAGCUAGCAAUGAGCCAUCUUAAUGGCCAGAAAAUGUAUGGGAAAAUUAUUCGGGUCACCUUGUCUAAACAUCAAACUGUCCAACUACCUCGAGAAGGUCUUGAUGAUCAGGGGCUUACAAAAGAUUUUGGAAACUCUCCUUUACAUCGUUUUAAAAAACCUGGAUCAAAAAACUUUCAGAAUAUCUUUCCGCCAUCUGCAACACUUCACCUAUCGAACAUACCGCAAGCCAUAACUGAAGAAGACUUGCGUACACUUUUUACAAACACUGGAGGCACUGUGAAGGCAUUCAAGUUUUUUCAGGAUCAUAAGAUGGCUCUUCUUCAAAUGUCUACAGUUGAGGAAGCUAUACAGGCGCUGAUUGACCUCCACAAUUACAAUAUCGGAGAUAACCACCAUCUGAGAGUUUCUUUUUCAAAAUCAACAAUUUAAAAAUGCAGAGCAUCAGGAUUUAUUGCAUCAAGUGUAUUGUCACCAAUAGACUGUUCAGGAAAGUGGGGACCAGAGUCUUUGUUUUCCACUCUAUUAUCAUUCCUUAGUUCAUUGAAUGAUUCAUUACAGUGCAGUUAAUUCUAACUGCACAUUUUCCAAGAUGACUAGGGAUGCUAUUUUUUCCUUCAUUUUACAUGCAUUUUUUUUUACAUACGUGAACAUGUGCCUUAAGGAAUAAUAGGAUUUUUAAAGUGUUACCACUUAGGAUAUUGGCGAAUUGUGGUGUUCAGGGCACAUUGUUUCGUUUUACUAUAAAUAUUUUGCACCAACUGGUGUGUAAAAAGGUUACGUUUUGAGUUAAGAACUUUUCUGUCGCUGACCUCAAUUUUCUAUAUCUAUGGUUUUUCUUUGCUUAAAAUACAUUUGCGAUGAGGUAAUAUCAGCAUUUUCUUCACUCUUGGCCUUCAUAGUUUGUGUACUAUGAGUUCAAAUCAUUUAGGGAGAUAAAGAUAUUUUAUUUUUUAUAAAAGGCAAGAAAAAUCCCUAGAAGUCUUAGCUGCGCGUGGUAAACAUUAUUAGAAUCUGAACCUUUUUGUACACACUCUAGUGAAACGUAUCAUUUAAAUGUUGGCACUAAAGUAACGUCUUGUUUGUGAUUGAAUAUUUUCUGUAGGUUUUUUGAAUUUGACAUGACUGAUGUGCAUUUAUCUUUAUAUUGCCAUUUUUGUUUGUAAUUAUAAUUCAAGGUAUGGUCAUGGUUUUCUGACUAUGUAAAAACUGGUCUAGAGAUUUUUGACUGGUGCAUGUGUCUUACAAAGAUAAGGAAAGCCUAUGACAAUGGAAGAAUUUGUGGCAUUUUUUUCUCCUUAAAGAAGCUGACAACCAGGUGGGACCAAAGUUAAUGUGCCUUUAGUCUUAAUUUACUUUACAUUGUAAUAUUUUUUUUUUUUAAAUCUUCAAAAUAUUUUGUAUUUAGAAACAGACCUGAAUAUAGACAUUGCUCGGAAUCUACAAUUUACAAUCUGAAAACAGUUCAGCUUUCACCUGGGCUGUUGGAUUGGUUCUGUAAGAACAAGUACAUUUUUUUAAAUUAAUGUAUUUGGUUUAAAAAUUUACAGAUUCUGUUGUGUAUGUAGAAAAAAAAUGUUCAUGUAUAUUUUCUAUUAGUUGAGUUUUUACAUCUUUAGAAAUGUAAAAUUCACUAUAGUUUGAAAUCGGCACAAUUAAAAAUUAAUUUUCUAACAAAGUUGGAAGGUUUGAUGGUUGUUUGAUUUCAUCUUGUGUACCCUGCUUACCUCUGUAGCAUGCUCAAUAAACACUUCUAUAUCUCUGUUCA
Messenger RNA from Spea bombifrons (plains spadefoot toad), 3075 nucleotides. It is a transcript of the gene PTBP2, whose product is annotated as polypyrimidine tract binding protein 2. Gene Ontology annotation, biological process: regulation of RNA splicing; mRNA processing. Lineage: Eukaryota; Metazoa; Chordata; Amphibia; Anura; Pelobatidae. The record is from RefSeq and is a predicted model, not a curated record. The transcript has 14 exons. Gene Ontology annotation, cellular component: nucleus. Gene Ontology annotation, molecular function: mRNA binding. Bases 147 to 1739 code for a protein of 530 amino acids.